Molecule: messenger RNA, 1374 nt
Organism: Brienomyrus brachyistius
Lineage: Eukaryota; Metazoa; Chordata; Actinopteri; Osteoglossiformes; Mormyridae
Product: translation initiation factor IF-2-like
Exons: 4
Coding region: 12-1316 (434 amino acids)
Source: RefSeq, a predicted model, not a curated record
CUCUAGUUGACAUGUCUCUAGGUGGUGUGCCUCUUGGUGGUGUUCCUCUAGGUGGCGUGCCUCUAGGUGGUGUGCCUCUAGGUGGUGUUCCUCUAGUUGACGUGCCUCUAGGUGGUGUUCCUCUAGGUGGCGUGCCUCUAGGUGGUGUUCCUCUAGUUGACAUGUCUCUAGGUGGUGUUCCUCUAGGUGGCGUGCCUCUAGGUGGCGUGCCUCUAGGUGGCGUGCCUCUAGGUGGUGUGCCUCUAGGUGGUGUUCCUCUAGUUGACGUGCCUCUAGGUGGUGUUCCUCUAGGUGGCGUGCCUCUAGGUGGUGUUCCUCUAGUUGACAUGUCUCUAGGUGGUGUGCCUCUAGGUGGUGUUCCUCUAGGUGGCGUGCCUCUAGGUGGUGUUCCUCUAGGUGGUGUUCCUCUACUUGACGUGCCUCUAGGUGGUGUUCCUCUAGGUGGUGUUCCUCUAGGUGGCGUGCCUCUAGGUGGUGUUCCUCUAGGUGGUGUUCCUCUACUUGACGUGCCUCUAGGUGGUGUUCCUCUAGGUGGUGUUCCUCUAGGUGGCGUGCCUCUAGGUGGUGUUCCUCUAGGUGGUGUUCCUCUACUUGACGUGCCUCUAGGUGGUGUUCCUCUAGGUGGUGUUCCUCUAGUUGACAUGUCUCUAGGUGGUGUGCCUCUAGGUGGUGUUCCUCUAGGUGGCGUGCCUCUAGGUGGUGUUCCUCUAGGUGGUGUGCCUCUAGGUGGUGUUCCUCUAGUUGACGUGUCUCUAGGUGGUGUGCCUCUAGUUGACAUGUCUCUAGGUGGCGUGCCUCUAGGUGGUGUUCCUCUAGUUGACGUGCCUCUAGGUGGUGUUCCUCUAGGUGGUGUUCCUCUAGUUGACGUGCCUCUAGAUGGCGUUCCUCUAGGUGGUGUGCCUCUAGGUGGUGUUCCUCUAGUUGACGUGUCUCUAGGUGGUGUGCCUCUAGGUGGUGUGCCUCUAGUUGACAUGUCUCUAGGUGGCGUGCCUCUAGGUGGUGUUCCUCUAGGUGGUGUUCCUCUAGUUGACGUGCCUCUAGGUGGUGUUCCUCUAGGUGGUGUUCCUCUAGUUGACGUGCCUCUAGGUGGUGUUCCUCUAGUUGACGUGCCUCUAGGUGGUGUUCCUCUAGUUGACGUGCCUCUAGGUGGUGUUCCUCUAGUUGACGUGCCUCUAGGUGGUGUUCCUCUAGUUGACGUGCCUCUAGUUGACGUGCCUCUAGUUGACAUGCCUCUAGGUGGUGUUCCUCUAGUUGACAUGCCUCUAGGUAGUGUUCCUCUAGUUGACAUGCCUCUAGGUGGUGUGCCAGCGCUCUGAACCCUGAACUCUGCCCUGCAGGGCGUCUGGCGUAUCCCGGUGGAUGAGAUUGAUCGGC